Messenger RNA from Engraulis encrasicolus (European anchovy), 3871 nucleotides. It is a transcript of the gene tmem200b, whose product is annotated as transmembrane protein 200B. Bases 344 to 1903 code for a protein of 519 amino acids. The transcript is spliced from 2 exons. Lineage: Eukaryota; Metazoa; Chordata; Actinopteri; Clupeiformes; Engraulidae. The record is from RefSeq and is a predicted model, not a curated record.
AGUAGCAGAUAUGUGGAAGUCCUGAGACUCCUGGCGAUGCAUCGCUGGUUGCCGUGGUUUUGAAGUAUGUCAGGCUUCGUUUUCCACACCAUUGUUAUAUCCGUGCACUUUUAAUGAUCUGGGGAUUGUCACGGGGUGAUGGCUAUCGGAUCAUGGUACAAGCUCGGUUUUGGAUACACUCCGUAACUGGAAGUCAAACUGUCAACACGUUCAUGGGAACGGGUGUACGCGGUCUCAUGAGAAGAGGGUUCCACAGAACCUGUGCGUCGAGACGAUGAAGACCAAGGCAUUACGCACCGUUCGGAAGCAUCCUGCCCGGGUCUGACCACUGUCUCCCACGGCCAUGAAGACCCAGACGACGACCACCGCCACCGACCCAGACGGCCAACCGACCCCCACGCCCACCCGCCAGCGGCUGGCCCGCUUCCGCCUUCGCUCCCGGAAGAAGAAGGAAGGGGUCAUCCAGGGCAAGCUGCGCAUCAAGUCCCUGCCCGGAGCCUUCCUCAUGCUGGGCGUGGUGGUGGUGGUGGUGGGCACGGCUCUGGCUGUGGCCGGGUAUUGGCCCUACAGGACCAGCCGCUCUGUAAGCAGCCCCCCUCCAGGCCACUCUGCUGCAUCUGGAGGAGGUGCUGCAGGUAGUCAGCUGGAGGCCCAGUCGUCUGGAUGGGGCCUCAGUGCCAAGGGCUUGCUGUCGACGGCGGGCCUGAUCCACAGCGAGCGGAUGAAGCUCCUGGGCCCGGUCAUCAUGGGGGUGGGCCUGUUCAUCCUCAUCUGCGCCAACACGGUGCUGUACGAGAACCGCGACCGCGAGACCCAGAUGCUGCUGGCGCAGAUGCGCAACGUCAUCUGCUCGGUGUCGGCCGCCGUGCCCUCGGCCGACCUGGCGGAGCUGGCGGUGAGCUCGCUGACCGCCCGGCACUACCAGUGGGUCAGCAGCCUGCCCGCCGCCCACCUCAACAUCCUCUGCAUGCAGGAGCUCACCAGCUCCGAGCCGCUGCUGUACCGCAAGAGCGCCGGGCUGGUGGACGACAGCGACGACGACGGGGACGGGGACGCCGUGGAGAACCAGGAGCGACAGCGUCGGAGGAGGAGGCCCUCAGCAGGGAAGGGGAAGGUGAAAGGAGGGCAGCAGGGCGGCUCGGUGUUGAGGACGGAGGUGGUGCACCACCAGGAGUCAGCCUCCACCCCCUCCAUCCCCACCCUGUCCUCCAACUCCUCCACCUCCUCCAGCAAGGCGGAGGACCUUAAGGAGCCCCACACAGAGGUGGUGGAGGUGGACACAGGCGAUACGGACUCGCUGGCUGCUGCUGCUGGUGAUGGGUCGCAGAGCCAGGUGUCCUCUUGGGUGGAGCAGCAUCAGCACCAGCAGCACCACAGACACCACCCCAGGCUGGAAGGCAUAGUAGUAGGUCACAAGCUUAGCGACUGCCUGACGGCCUCCUCCUUGUCCACGCUGGAGGGGGACGACUGGGACAGGGACAGGGGGCGGGUGUCGGCGCUUCCCACCAGGCGAUCCCAGAGCCUCAGCUGUAGGACUAACCCCCGCAGCAGCAGCAGGGCGCCGCCCCAAUCUGUGGCGGUGCGAAUGGAAACGGAGCUGCCUGAUGAUAAUGACUAUGAUGGUGGUGAUGGCGGCGGUGGUGGUGGACAUUCGGCUGAACGUGACCAGCCAAAGCAAGCUUCUUCGGAGGUGCAUGUUAACUUGGGACUCAUGGACGAGACCAUUGAGGUUCCUCUGAUCGAGGAGCAGAGGCAUCGGAGCUGGCCACGUCUGGAUCUGGGCUAUGCACGGCGGUACUUGAAGCUGGAGAACAAGGAAGACUCGGUGGAUAAACUGCUGGAUCAGCUGGAGCAGCAGUGCACGCAGUGGGACAAGAGUUUCGGCUCCGGGCCCUUUCAGUGACUUCCAGGUUUGGCACACUACUUCCUGCAAAAAUGACAUCACUUCCUGAAUUCUCCAUGACGGCCAUGUUGGAUCUCCCCCUUUUUGCAGUGGGAAGUGGAUAUAUAUCCAUGGAAACAGUGGAAAUGUGGCUAACAGCAUUGUGUCGGGAGUUCUACAGGCUCUCCCCAUUGGUUGUCGUCUUCCAAACAAAGGAGAGGUUUAGCAAACGAACAAAAACAACUUUGCAGUCUUCCCCCCCCCAAAAAAUGAUGGUAUUGUUAUGGACUUAAGUUAUUAUUAAGGGAUGCAAAAUACCAUGGAAGGACCAUUCCAAAGGCUUGUAACAUUUUCCGAAAGGCAUGGCUGCGAUUUUCAGUGGCAUGGGAUAUGUAAACAGAGAGCAGGGCUGGUGUCGAGGUCGGAUUAAUUUGAGAGAAUGCAGAGCCCAGGCGAUGGAAGAUGAGAGGAGCGAUUUGCCGAUUUGUGUACAAGAGAGAGGAGACUGUUGUUGGUUCGCUAUGCGAGUGUGCUGGAAAGUGCCGGAACGGCCUCACUCCUUGCCAAACAGAGAGGCCGAUUUCCCGAACGUCCUGUGCCCAGAGACGCGGCGCAACACGCAUGUUUCACAAUAUGCUAUGACAUUUGACGGAAAAAGGGAUUACAAAAUGGAUGACUUGUCACUGUGCAAUCGACACAAACAAUAAAUGCAAGUAAGCCCAAAGGUGCUGAUAGAUUUUAUUGUUUUUUUUUCUUAUUAUUAUUUUUAAUAACAGGAAGUUCACAAUGAGGAGAUUGGUCUGGGUAAUUACUGUAAGAAAGAACGUAUUCUCACCAGAUCAUGCAGAGAAAGGGAUGCCACUACUAGCCCCACAGAGCAGAUUAUUAUUCCCACUAGCUCUGAGGAGAGGAUUAUUUGGAUUUAUGUGUCAAGAUGUCCGUGAUGGUCAUGAAGCAGUGGAGAGGCUCUUCCUUAUAACUCUCUCUAUUCCCAUGAUGAUGUCUAUUUGUUGUACGCAGACAAAAUCUAAUGUGUCUGUAUUUGGGUGGAUAUGUGUGCAAGAGAACGGCUGAGUGUGCGAGACUAGUGUGUCUCAGAGAGAGAGAGAGCGAGUCUGAAUGUGUGUGUGUGGUGUGUGUGUGUGAGAGAGAGAGAGAACGAGAGAGAGAGAGAGAGAGAGAGAGAGAGAGAGAGAGAGUGCGUGUGUUUGUGUGUGACUGUGUGUGUGUGUGUGUGUGUGUGUGUGUGUGUGUGUUGUGUCGUGUCGCCAGGGGUGUUGGGUGUGGGUUGACUGCUCUUGGGUGUAAUAGCCGUGGUCAUCAGUGUUAUUGCAUGCAGUGAAGCAGGUAUUUGCGAUCAUGACAUUCCCAGGGCCAAACCACACACUGUCUAGUGGGGAUCGAUCGCUCUCAACAGUGUUUACAAAAACCAUGACAGUCUGUACCCUUCUGUUUUUCAGUCAGACCCCUCUCUCUUUACUCAAUUCUUCUCCCGUCUGUCUUUCCUUUUCAUCUCUUUCCAUGUCUGUUUCUUUUGUCUCCCUUCUUCUCUUUAGUGUUGCUCCCAUUCUCUCCCUCUCCCUCUCCACCUCCUUCUCUUACCAUCGCCUUUCACCUGCGCCUGUCAUCACCUUUUCUCCCAUGUCUGUUUCAUGUUGUCUUUUCCUUGAUCGCUCCUCUCCCUCCCUCCCUCCCUCCCUCUCUGCCUCUCCCCCUCCAUCUCUCCCUCUCUUCUUCUCUCCCUCUCUCUUCUUUAUCAGUUUGUGAUGCCUGUUCCUGUGCGCCAUGUGAAGGCCUGUCGUGUUGUUUCUAAAUGUAUGCUAAGCAAUAUUAUGCAGACUGAAGAACAAUCAAACCAAUCAGUGACUCUAUACUUAUACGUACUUUCAAAGCCCUUUAUCUUCAUGGAGUGCAUUUUUUUUGGUGUGUCUCCACGCCUGUGUGACAAAUAAAGAGGCAACGCGAACCAUACAACAGUGUGCAAAAUCA